AUGACUGUACCGUACAAAAGGAAACAUGAUACGGAUUCUUUAUUCGAUGCGAGGAAUGGGGGUGAAGGCGUGUCAGAGUAUAUGUCACAACUAUUGAUCAACUCAUCUGAUCAACCCAGAAAAAGAAGAACAAUGACUCAGGUCUCUAGAAGAAAUGAAGACGAAAGCAGAUCAGAAACGGAUUCCAUCUCAGGCGCUGAUUCGGAUUCUGAUGGAGAAUCAGAUGAUGAUGAUGAUGAUGAGGACGAGGACGAGGAUGAUGAAGAGGAUGAAGAUGAGGACGACGUUAGUUCAGAUCCUGCCAAGGCAGGAGUUAUUGAGAAAUUAACUUUGAAGAACUUUAUGUGUCAUGAUUCAUUUGAAUUGAAAUUGGGACCACAGUUGAAUUUUAUUAUUGGAAGAAACGGAUCAGGAAAGAGUGCGGUUUUAACUGGUAUAUCUGUAGGGUUAGGUGCCAAAGCAACUGAUACAAAUAGAGGAAGCACCAUCAGAGAUUUGAUCAAAGAUGGGAAAUCUACUUCUCGAAUUACAGUGGUUCUUAAGAAUGAAGGAUCUGACGCGUACAAACCAGACGUUUUCGGAAAGAAAAUCAUUAUUGAAAGAAAAUUACAAAGAUAUGGUUCAAACACAUAUAGCAUUAAAAAUGACGCAGGGAAAGUGGUGUCAAACAAAAAAAGUGUUUUAGAUGAAAUUCUUUACAAGUUUUCAAUUACUAUCGAUAACCCACUUGCGUUUUUGUCUCAAGACAAAGCCAGAGAGUUCUUGACAUCAUCAAGUGAUAAAAACAAAUAUGAAUAUUUUAUGGAUGGGGCAUUUAUCACUGAUAUUCUUGAAAACUAUACAGGGAUUUCCAACAAUGUUCAAGAGUUGGAUAAUAAAGUGCGUCAAGCUGAAGCAUAUACCAAGGUUGCUAAGCAAGAAUACAAAGCCAUCGCAAAAGUCCAUAAUGCACAUAGGACAAAUGAUGCAUUGAGAAACAAAUUGGAAAUGUUGAAUGCCAAGAUCUAUUGGUUCAAUGUUCAAACCAUCGAGAAAAAAAUCAGCCAAGAAAAUCGACAAGAAGAUGCCUGCUUGCAAGAAAUUAAAGAGGCCAAAAACCAGGUUGAUGCAUGUGAAAAAGCAAUUGAGGCCAAAAUUCCUAGAAAGAAUGCUGCUGAUCAGGAAGUUAAACAAGUGGAGAUCCAAAUAAGAGACAUAGUAGAAGAAUUUGAGCAACUUCGAAGCAAAAGAUCUGAGAUAAAAUCAGAAUUAGAAAUUAAUAAAAAGGAAACGAAAAAGAAUAUUGACGAAAUGAAUAGUUUGAAAGAAGAUAUUUCUAGGACUGAGACUAAAAUAGAGCAAGAGAGAAGAAAGAUCCAGGAAUUACAAGGUGGUAACAAAGAAAAAAUUGCUGAAGAAUUGGAACAGUUAAACUCAGAAAUUGAUGAAUUGGAAAAACAAAUGGAAGACUUGAAAAAGCAACUUGGUCAAAUUCAAAGUAACCCUGAUCCAGAGUUAAGAUCUGUUAGUCAACAAAAGGACAAAUCAAAACAGAAAAUUGCCGACUUACAAAACCAAAAGCGGCAAUUAGAGAAAGAGUCGGUAUCAAAAUAUUCACCUUGGGGUCCUCGUAUGGUUGAAUUAGUACGCGCAAUUAAAAGACAUCCUGAGUGGGUACAAGAGCCAAUCGGCCCCAUUGGUAGUUACAUCCAUGUAAAGAACCAAUAUAAUAAUUGGAAACCUUUGUUGUCUACCAUUUUGAGCAAAACCUUAGACUCAUUUAUUGUCACCAAUGAAGGUGAUAGGAGCAGGUUGGACAGAUUGCUCAAGCAAUAUCAAAUACGUAGCAACAUUAUUGUCAAGAAAACAGAAAGAUUGAACUACGCUUCUGGUAAAGCUGAUUCUGCAUACACUACUGUUUUAGACAUGUUAAAUGUGGAAAAUGAUACUAUUUUGUUUGCUUUGAUCGAUAUAAACUCCGUUGAAAAGAAUGUUAUUGUACAAUCAGCCAGUGAAGCAAGAGAGUCGUGCAGGAGAAGAAACGUUCAGAAUUCUUUGGUUCUUUUCAGAAAGGAUUCAGGUCAUAGAAUGAGUUAUCAAAAUAACACGUUUAGACAAGAUCCUAUAUACUACCAAAAUGGAAUGGCCAAGUUUGGUGUGGCUAAUAUGUCUGACUUGAUAAGUGAUAUACAACUUCAAUUGGAUGAGGAACAUAGGCAUCAGAAUGAUUUAGAAAGACGGGCCAGAAGUAUAAAAAUGAAGUUGGAUGCCAAAAGAGAUGGUCUUUUAUCUGAGUCUCGUGCCAUGAAGAGAAACUUGGAUCAAUUAAAGAAGAACCGGAGUACUUUAGAAGAUCAAUUAGAAGUUGAAGUUGAUUAUUCGAAUAUCACCACGUUGGAAACAAGAAUAGAAGAUAACAAUGAACAAAUUCGUAGAUUGGUUGCUUUGAACGAUGCUUUGUUAGAGAAUCUUUCCGAGAUGAAUGAAAAUUUCAAAGAUUUGAAACUGAAAAUUGAUGAUUGCAAAUUUAAGAAAAAUAAACAUGAAGUUAUCCGAGAAAAAUUUGUGAAACAAUUAGUUGACAUUGAAACCGAAAUUGAAACACAAGAGGAUCUUAAGAAGCGCUAUUUAUAUAAGAUAACUGAAUUGGAGGAUAGAAUCAAAAGAGCUGAUGAUAUACUAGUUGAAGGGUUUCAAAAAUUGGAGGAGUUUGUUGCCAAAGCUGAAGAGCAUUGCAGUAGAGACAGAGUUACCAUAUACCCUAAUGAUACCCAAGAGACAAUAGCACAGGAUUAUCAAGAGACUCGUUAUGAUUUAGAAAGGGCAGAAAGUGCUCUUGGGACUUCUUUGGAAGAGGUCUUGGAUCAAUUAGAGAAAGCAAAGGCAAAAUGUGACAAGGCAGAGGAGGAAUUAGAGACUUUGAGUUCCACUUCUAGAAAAUUAAAUGCAGAAGUCAAUGCUAGAUUCAAUUUUUUACACACUACAAUUCAAUCUUCGAUUCAAGAGGCAAAGAGAACUUUUGAAAAAGCCAUGUGGUUGAGAGGAUUCCAAGGGACUUUGAAAUUCGAUUUUGCAGAAAAGACAUUACAAUUGAAUGUGCAAACUGGUAAUGAUGAAAAGAAACGUACAGUUGAAUCGUUAUCUGGUGGUGAAAAAUCGUUUUCUCAAAUUGCGUUAUUAUUAUCUAUUUGGAAAGUAAUGAAUUCUCGUAUUAGAGGUUUAGAUGAGUUUGAUGUUUAUAUGGAUUCAGUCAAUCGUUCUAUCAGUAUCAAGUUGUUGUUGAAAGAAUUAAAGAGAUAUCCAAAAUCACAGAAUAUUUUCAUCACUCCUCAGGAUAUUGCUGUUGUUGGAGAAUUAAAUGAUAAAGGAGUGAAAAUCCAUAAAAUGUCUGCCCCAAGAGAGGAAUAA
Messenger RNA from Candida dubliniensis CD36, 3387 nucleotides. RefSeq names its product DNA repair protein (gene SMC6). The record is from RefSeq and is a predicted model, not a curated record. Gene Ontology annotation, cellular component: nucleus; site of double-strand break; Smc5-Smc6 complex. Gene Ontology annotation, biological process: double-strand break repair via homologous recombination. Lineage: Eukaryota; Fungi; Ascomycota; Pichiomycetes; Serinales; Debaryomycetaceae. Gene Ontology annotation, molecular function: damaged DNA binding; single-stranded DNA binding. Bases 1 to 3387 code for a protein of 1128 amino acids. The transcript has a single exon.